AUGGAUUACGAGAUAUCGGAAGGCAAAGUAGUGGAGCUGAAAAUUCCAAAAGAGCAUGUAAAAAUGCUAAAUAUGGAGAACGGUGUUCACGUAAAGAUGAGCAACAUCACAUUCAAAUCUACCAUGAAAGUUACGCUUAAAGUUGGAGUACUCUUAUUCGAAGCUGGAGUACCGGGCGAUAUAACUGUAGAAACGAACAAUGCUGAGGUAGACAUUGCACUUCGAUGGCAAAACUUCACCUUAAAGCCAAACGUCACGGUGAAGGCAGAUUUUGACAUCAAAUAUGGUGGUUUGUUGAGCGCAGCUUCACUCUUACCAGAAGCCUUCUCUAAACAAGCUAAAAUUUACGCAGAGAAAAACAUUCCUUCUACGGUCUCGGACUACAUCACUCAAGUUUUAAACCCUCAUUUGAGUUCGCUGAGAAGAGUAUACGUUGGUUUGGGUUUAUCACAGUUUGACAUUUACUGGAGAACACAAAAUCAGACUAUUUCUAUGGCAAUGAGACCGAAAAGUGCUGGUCCAAUGAAAGAAGCUCUCAAACACAACCAAAAUGGUAAAAUGGUUUGUAUUACCAGCGAGAUCUUAUCGGCAUUCCGUCAAACUUCACGAGCCAAAAGAGAAGUGUUUGCUUCGAAUUUAGUUAAGAAAGCAGCUCCAGUCCUGAUUUCGUGCAAGUCACCACAAGGAACAUGCUCGACGUCGUCAUGUUCGUACUGCGUCGAUAUAAGGAUCAACCCCCCGAGUGCAAGAAAUGGCACUUCUGGUCUUGAAUUGCUCAGCACCUGUUUGCCAAAGUGA
Messenger RNA from Cylicocyclus nassatus, 798 nucleotides. The record is from the annotation of a GenBank genome assembly. NCBI's taxonomy places the organism in Eukaryota, Metazoa, Nematoda, Chromadorea, Rhabditida, Strongylidae.